AAAGAAGUUCUCUCCCUUUUCACCGGAAGCACGUGCGGAUUGCUGGAAGGAUAACGAAGGAUCGUAAACAGAUUUAUUCUACAGAGCGGGGAACGUCAUACCGAAGAACGUUCAACUCCAAGCGUUAGUAGAUCAAAUAAUGAUUCCAACCAAUGGCUAAGAUUACCGGGGACCAGUGGACGAAGCUAAAGAGCUUGCUACGGCUGAGGGGCUUUGUCACUGAAAAGUCAGCGGACCGGAGGGGAUGUAUAUACAAGUUUGGUCCAGCGGGAACCCUACUGAAGAACAACAUACGACGGACAUGGUGGGACUGGGUGGUGGUGAAACAAGACUGGAAGGUGUUCCCAGUGGAGGGAGAAAUCCUCAAGUCAGAUGAUGCUUUGAGAAAAGACUUUAAAGAGGAAUGCUUGGAUCACUUUGGAGACAUUCACAAGAUGUUCAACACAACUCUUCCAUUUUCUUUGGUACAUACUGGUGAAUGUUUCAAACAGACUGCUAACAAACCACAUCAUUUCCUGUUUGACUCCAGAGAAAUGACCAAUCUUGUGUCAUUCAAUUUCUGCAGAUCGCAACUAUCAGUUCAGAAGUUUGAUCAGCUGGUGACAUCACGUUUAAUGUGGUGGCGCAAGUUUGCAGAAAACCCCUCCAGUUUUUUAGAGAGUGAAUCAAAGGAAGAGGAAAAUGUCAUCAAUAUACUGUACGAGUUUCCAUGGGGACAGGAUUCGGUGGAGGUGAUCAGGAAUCAUGGGAGCCAAUUUCUGGAAUCUUCAAGCCCUGCUGUCUUGGAGUUAAUGUCGUCCAAUCAAAACUCCAAGAACUCGGUUGAAAAUUCUCAUUCUCUUCCGUCAGUGAUCGAGUGUAAUAUGUUCUUGGAGGGAGGCAUGCUGGCAUACCUAAUAGAUGCCUACACGGAGAAAAGGACAUUCUCAUUGAACAGUGAUUCUGAGGAUAAAGGCAAAAUAGCAAGAACAGUUCUACAACUGCAUCCUGCCUUUGCCCCUUACAAUGUGUCCAUAGCUGUGACAGAGGGUAUGAACCCCACCCUCCAGCGGGUCAUCAAACACGUCAGUAAGGAGAUUCACCAGUCCAACAUCUUGUCUUUAGAUGUCAGCUCCAACAGUGACUCCCUGGAGAAUCAGUUUAUCAGGAAUGAUGAGCUGGGAAUCCCCUUCAGUGUUGUAAUAGAUGAAGACACGAUUGACAUGGCCUCUAUUGGGGUGAGACACCGAGACAGCACCCUGAAGGAGAAAAUUCACAUUACAGAAAUAAAGGACUUUAUACAGAGACAAAUCCAGUUCAUCUAGGAGCAAUGGAAUAUUCAUUUCUUUUCCAAAAAACUGAAAAUGACAGUCAAAGGAAUUGCUGAUGAAAUAUGAUUUAUACACUUGCACUGUACAUAUAAGUAUACAUCCAACCAAAUGCAUGUCUAUAGUUAUUACACUGAAUAAUUAUAUAUCGGUACAUGUUGCAUAUAUUAAAACAGUAACAUGCUUUCUUUGGUGAUUCAUGUGGGUAUAGUUAUCUAGCCUUGCAGAAUGAUACAUAGCUUGCGUUAGCAGGCUGUGUAAAUUCUUCUGCAAUGCUUGAUAUAUACCUUCAUGGCCCCCCGUAGAUCACAAAAAAAAUCAUUUUACUGUUUAUAUUUACAUCUAUCUCUGAAUCAUAAAAUCAUUAUUUGUAAUAAG
Molecule: messenger RNA, 1685 nt
Organism: Magallana angulata
Lineage: Eukaryota; Metazoa; Mollusca; Bivalvia; Ostreida; Ostreidae
Product: DNA polymerase subunit gamma-2, mitochondrial-like
Exons: 11
Coding region: 153-1304 (383 amino acids)
Biological process (GO): mitochondrial DNA replication
Cellular component (GO): cytoplasm; mitochondrion
Source: RefSeq, a predicted model, not a curated record